AACAUUGAGUUUGUGUGAGGCUUCCUGCACGUGUUGAAUAAUAACGUGGCUGCAGUAUGAUAGUACAUAGGAUGGCCGCGGGUGACAGUAUCGGCUGGACACUAGUACUCCGACAAUGGACAGAUUUUUAAUUAAAAACUCAAGUACUAGAAAACGUCCACUUCUUGCAGAAUGUACAGAUACUGUAACAUUACCGGAGAAAGCUAAAUUAAGGAAGAAUGAAGAUGACCGUUUGCUGGCGGAGCAUUUAACAUGGAAGGAAAUUCGAGCUGAGGGUCUGAGCUGUGAUUAUACAUUGCUAUACACCAAGACUGAAGCAGAUGUGAUCUUCCAACAACUAGAAAGGGAAAUCACAUAUUUUCCAGAGGAUUUGAGUAGAGUCCAGGUAUAUGGAAAAUGGCACAAUGUUCCUCGAAAGCAGGUAACUUAUGGAGAUGAUGGAUUAAGCUAUAAGUUUUCGGGUAUCACCUUGUCCCCUAAACCGUGGAUUCCUCUACUUAAUUCAAUCAGAGACAGAGUGGAGCUUGCUACUGGACACACCUUUAACUUUGUUCUCAUUAACAGGUACAAGGAUGGAAAUGACCACAUUGGUGAACACAGAGAUGAUGAAAAAGAUCUUGUCCCACACAGUCCUAUCGCUUCAGUAUCUUUUGGAGCCUGUAGAGAUUUCAUUUUUCGGCAUAGGGAUACCCGCUGCAAGAAUCCAACACGUCAGAUUGAGUCUCAGAAAUUGGAACUGGCUAACGGCAGCUUACUUAUGAUGAACUUUCCCACAAAUGUCUAUUGGUAUCAUAGCCUUCCAGUGAGAAAGAAAGUGCUAGCCCCCAGAGUCAACUUAACCUUCCGAAAGAUUAUCCCAAAUUGUGAAAGAAAAAAUACUCCUUGAAACAUUAUCCACAACUAUAAUGAUGUUUGAUAAAGUAAAUGUUGAGUGACAGUUUGGAACCCCAAAAAAUUAGACUUGUGAAUUGUAGCAAACCUUAAAAUGUAUGUUUUUCUAUGUGUAUUCAAUUAAAACCAAUAAACAUAUGUAGUUUAUAUUUUUAUUUUAUUAAAAAUAGAUUCAGAUGUUUCUGUGCUGUCCAGAAUUGAGAGAACUUAAAUAUGUAAAUGCUUAACCUGCUCCAAACCCCUACAUUGCAGAGUUGAUUUAAUUAACAAAACAAGCAUUUAUUUGAAAGUAUGGAUGCCUUGUUAGCACAUAUAUUUAAGAAAAAUAAAAUGUAAUCUAAAAGGUGCAACAAAAAUUAAUACCUGGAGGUGGGUCCUGACUGCCUACUAAGUCACAUGUAGAAGCUGCUCCUCAGAAAACAGACUUUAAAGCAUAUACAUUGAUUCCUUGCUAUUUUCAUCACAAUACUUGCUAUACUCACCUGAGGAAGCCCCUGCAGACCUUCUGAUCUAAAUAUUUAUCGGUAAUGCCAAGUGCUCCCAACAGUUGUGCAAUUUGAGGCCUGCGAGCAUAUUUGAGGUGGAGGAGAUGGCGGCUCCCCUGCCUCCUAUGCCCUCGAGACUGGUAGUUAUCCCGGGCCCCACUGGAAUGAAUACUUUGCUCCCACAAAGAGACUCUUGCUGUCCAACUCUUCUAGUCGCACAAGAGCUUACCUUUAAGAUGGCAACCACCAUGUGGCUUUCUGCAAAGCCUUUGCCUGUGGUGCCAUCCUCUCCUGUAGUUCUGCUAAUACAGGCUUUUGACCAGCUUUGCCUGCAAUUUUGGGUUAAACUGUGCUUGCACACCGAUAGUGUCUUACCUGAGCUCCAAGAAGCGAAUGGCAAGCCGACAACUAAGAAACAACCAAACACAUUCCAAGUCUGUUACCCCAAACCUGGGCAGAGAGGCUAUGAGGAACUUUUGUAUAGCUCACAACCUC
This is a messenger RNA of Pelobates fuscus (common spadefoot toad), 1871 nucleotides long. It is a transcript of the gene ALKBH2, whose product is annotated as alkB homolog 2, alpha-ketoglutarate dependent dioxygenase. NCBI's taxonomy places the organism in Eukaryota, Metazoa, Chordata, Amphibia, Anura, Pelobatidae. The coding region runs from base 116 to 886 and encodes 256 amino acids. Gene Ontology annotation, biological process: DNA alkylation repair; DNA repair. Gene Ontology annotation, molecular function: ferrous iron binding; cytosine C-5 DNA demethylase activity. The transcript has 4 exons. The record is from RefSeq and is a predicted model, not a curated record.